Messenger RNA from Naegleria lovaniensis, 1167 nucleotides. RefSeq lists its product as uncharacterized. The transcript has a single exon. NCBI's taxonomy places the organism in Eukaryota, Heterolobosea, Eutetramitea, Acrasida, Naegleriidae. The record is from RefSeq and is a predicted model, not a curated record. Bases 1 to 1167 code for a protein of 388 amino acids.
AUGGAUCUCCAACUCGAUAAGAAGAUACUGUUAGCCUUUUUGGUUGCAGUCGUUGCAGCCUUUUCCAUUCAAAUGAUGGUUCAUCAUACGAGUGAUAAUCCCGAUAUUACGCACCAUGCUCAUGCUUCCGUUCCCAAUGAACCUGCCACCAAUGCUCCCAGUGCUCAAUUUAAGGCAGCCAAUGAACACAUGAAAGAAGGAAUGAAAGGAAUGGCUGAAAGUGCUAAAGAUUACCUUCGAGAAAAGAAGAAGGACGUGAAGGAAGAUUUGAAAGAAGUCAAAGAUAAAGCAACCACGUGGACUGAAAAAGUGAGGGAAGCCGUAAGCGAAUUGAAAGAUGAAGUCUUGGAUAAAGCUACUCAAUUGAAAGAUAAAGCCAUAGGUAAAGUAAAGAAGAUGAAAGCAAAAACUGGAGGAAAGGCCCGAAGAAUGAAACAAAAGACCACAGAAUUAAAAGACUUGGCUUCAGAAAAGAUGACCAAUGUCAAGGAAAGUGCUUCUGACUUGAAAGACAUGACCAAGGAGAAGGCCGAUACUCUCAAAGACACAGCAAAGGAAAAGUUGAGUGAUUUGAAGGAGAGUGCCUCUGAGAAGAUGGCCAAUCUCAAGAACGUGGCACAAGAGAAGGCGACCGAUUUGAAGGACAGCAUCAAAGAUACCAUGAAGGAGAAGGUCAGCGAUCUCAAAGACUCCACUACUGACAAGAUGAAGGAUUGGAGCGAAAAGGCCAAAGAAAAGGUUUCAGAUGUGGCCGGCUCGACCAUGGAAGGAGUGAAGAAUGUAGCCUCAGACGUGAAAGAAGGCAUUAAGGAAGGAUUUGAACAUGCCCGAGAUCAGAGCAAUUUAGUGAAUGAAGAGAAGAUGGCCUAUCCUGAUAACGCCUUUCAAAACUUGGAUCCAUUAAAACGUGAAACGUAUCGUGAAGAUGUUGAGAUGGGAAAGGCUCCAAGUGGAAUGCAAAACACUCACACCACCACAACCGACACUGGUGUCAAAACUCCAGAUUUAACAACAACCACAACUACUACCACAACAGAAGCAUCUCCAGAAACUCUGGCAAAAGCAACUGAACCAUUGUAUGAAGAAGAUUUCAAAAAGACACGUGAAAACAAGGGAUGGAUGGGAGAACAAGCAGAGGAAAUUAAAGCAAGCUCAAAGCCUCUUUAG